AUUCCUAGCAGGACGCUUGCUGUCUUCACACAGUACAGACAGCAACGGCUCGUUUGGACUGAAUAAAGUCUGCAUUACUGAUGUGUAGCUCUAAAGCCAGUCUUAACUGCUUGCAUGAGCUGUAUGCAUCUAAGAAAAUACAUGGAAAGUGUCUUGUAGGAUGUUGGGGUAUAUCUGGCAGUGUUUCUAUUCCUCAUGUCUGCGCUUCUGGUUGAAAUGGUUCCUCCGGCUGGUCACAGGGAGAUGCGAGCUGCAGCGUAUUUGUGCCCAAUGCAAAGCUGGAGCGCUGAGGACAGCACAGAUAGAGUAUUCCCUGAAAUCCUCUAAAAGCAGGGUAUUGCGAGCAGCUUUAUCUUUGAAGGAGAAUGAUUUGGACGACCAUCUGGCUCAAAUAAUCCAGGAGAAGAGAAUCAAGGAGCAGAAAGAUCCUACGUUUAAGGUGAAUCUCCGUCAGUGUUUGUUACAAAUCAACGGAUAUGAUGAGUUGUUUGAGGCGGUCGAGGAACUGAGAAAACAGGUGUUUGACUCAGAAAAUGAAGAACACAAGAACAUGCUUCUGAAGUUGUGGGAUCUGUUAAUGCCGUCAGUGAAGCUGGAAUCGAGGGUCACUAAGCAGUGGGGAAACAUUGGUUUCCAGGGCGACGAUCCCAAGACUGAUUUCAGAGGGAUGGGGAUGCUGGGACUCACAAACCUCCUUUUUUUCAGUGAGAAUUACACAGACGCAGCCCGGCAGGUCCUGUCACACGCCAAUCACCCCACACUAGGGUACUCGUAUGCCAUAGUAGGCAUCAAUCUAACAGAGAUGGCAUACAGCUUAAUGAAGAGUGACGCUCUGAAGCCUCAUUUCUACAACACAGUCUCUGGAAAACCACAAAUGCAGCACUUCCAUCAUUUCUACUGUUACCUGGCGUAUGAGUUUGAUAAGUUCUGGUUGGAAGAGGAGCCGGAGAGCAUCAUGGAGUUCAAUCGCUACAGGGAGAAGUUCCAUGACAAGGUCAAAGGUCAGCUUCAGAUGCCUGAGGUCACGCUCAUCAUGACCGUGGACCAAGAGAAGUGAUUCCAGCAUUCCAGCAUCAUUUCACAGACAAAAGGAAACCGCAAUGGUUGAUUUUCUUUUCUUUUCUUUUCUUUUUCCAUUGACUUCAUGAUAGUUUUUAGUUGGGAAAUGUACAACGUGCAUGAAACUUUAUUUGAAUAUUAAUUUAAACAACUGUAUAAACUGUACAUCAAGAGUACAUAGCUGGUUGUUUAGCUACAUUGACCUGGUCGGGGGAAAAGACUUACACAGUUAAGUAUUACUAAUAAUACUUUCAAAGUGAUGUUUUGAACUCUCCAAUGAACAGAUUGGAAUCCCCUUCACACUUGAACGUUUUGGUCGUGGUCACGUGACUCCUGCUUCUUCAUGUUUACCCAUCUCAGGAAGUUGACGUUUAUGUUCGGAAGAUGUUAGGAAGUUGUUUAUUCUUCUGUAUGCAGAUGAUUCAACCUCUUUGCAUGUUAAAGUGUGUUUAAGUUGUAUUAAACCCAGCACCCGUCAUCGUCUGCACAAUUCUUUGAUGUGGCCUAUAACGAGUAUUUAAUAACUAAUCUGUUUUGUGAAUAUUGUUAUUCAGACCUCAACUCAAUUCCAAAGUACAGCAUUUGUAUGGACAAAUGUCGAUGUGACACUGUGUCGUUGUCUUAUUUAUAAACAGUGUUUGGUUUUGAAGAUGUAACUUUUUAUUCCUGAUGACCUGAUUAAUUUUAUAGUGUUGGAUUCAUACCUAAUGUUGAAGAAUAAAAUUAGUGACUGAAUAUUCAAAUACAAUGUUU
Onychostoma macrolepis is the source of this 1812-nucleotide messenger RNA. It is a transcript of the gene elmod2, whose product is annotated as ELMO/CED-12 domain containing 2. Bases 161 to 1057 code for a protein of 298 amino acids. Gene Ontology annotation, molecular function: GTPase activator activity. Lineage: Eukaryota; Metazoa; Chordata; Actinopteri; Cypriniformes; Cyprinidae. The record is from RefSeq and is a predicted model, not a curated record. Gene Ontology annotation, cellular component: membrane. The transcript has 9 exons.